GUAAUUUUUCCAUUUUUCUGAAUAAAAGUUCCAAAGAAGAGAAAAGUCGUGUAUUGCAGUAUGUUUCAUAGCAGGAUAAAUAUCUUGGUUCAGAGAUUAGUGGUUUAAAGAAUGCCAUUCGUAAUCUCAAAAAUAAGAAAACACAUAAUAUCUUUGAAGUUAUAUAGGUUAGGAAACCUAAAAAAAAAUAGUUUAUGGAUUUUAUCUUUGAUUUUAUCCAGUUUCGAUGAAAAGUAGAGUUCCGGGGAGGGCGUACGCCGAAUGGGUGAAAAUAGAGGGGUGUGAAGAAAGGUUGGGAUUCGUCAGUACGGAGCAUGCGUGGAGGGUUGGCCGUCCUCUGUAGUGCGUGCGUCAUGUUUUGUCAAAUGCUACCGAUCUUUUUGGAAAAAAUAAAAGUAUAACUGAAGUUUACACAACUGAAGACAUGAAGAAGGAAAAACCAGUCGACUACAGUCGGCCCUAUAAAUUAGCCCAUCAACUUUUAAGUCUUACUGGAAUCAACUUUGAAACUAAAACUAUUGUUGGUCUUGUAGAACUUACAAUCAUUCCACAGAAAAAUACACUAUCGUGUAUUAAACUGAAUGCAAAGCAGUGUAGAGUUUACAAUGUAAUAUUGAACAAUGAGGUGGAGGUGCCUUUUCGAUAUUUUGAUCCCUUCCUAGAUAUCUGCCAAGAAAAUCCCGAGCAGCGAUCACUAGAAGCUUUCUCCAAGCAACAUCUGGCUGCAGCUGAAAAAGUCAACCCAGACGCUAACGAAGGAGAACUAGUCAUCUAUAUUCCUAACGAUCCAAAAGUCACUUCUUCAGUCUCGAAAGGUUGCCCCUUGCGCAUAGGCAUCGAAUUUGCACUCGAAAAUCCCCAAGGUGGAAUUCAUUUCGUCCUAGUACCCAAGAAAGAUGACCAGGAUAAGAGAUCACACGCCGAGCGCGGUUCCCACAUGUACACCUCCAGUUACGAGAAUUCCUCGCGACUCUGGUUUCCCUGUCUCGACUCCUUCGCGGACCCUUGCACUUGGGAAUUGGAGUUGACAGUCGACGCUUCUAUGAUCGCCAUUUCCUGCGGGGAUCUUCGAGAAACCGUCUACACUCGCGAUAUGAGAGGAAUAACCUACCAUUACAUCCUGAACACACCAACUUGUGCUCCAAACAUCGCCUUGGCAGUGGGACCCUUCGAAGUUUACGUUGAUCCCAAUAUGCACGAAGUCACUCACUUUUGUCUUCCACAGCUCCUGCCCUCUCUAAAAGCUUCCACGAAGUAUGUCCACGAGGCAUUUGAAUUCUUUGAAGAAACUCUGUCAAAUCGAUACCCAUAUUCCUGUUACAAGCAGGUGUUUGUCGAUGAAAUCGACGAGGAUGUCAACGCCUACGCAACAAUGAGUCUCUUGAACACGAAUCUCCUGCAUCCAGCGCCAAUAAUCGACCAGGUCUACUUAACUAAAAGGGCCAUGGCCCAGGCGAUUGCAGAACAAUUCUUUGGUUGUUUUAUCUCAAUGCAAAAUUGGUCUGACACGUGGUUACCGAAAGGAAUCUCGACUUACUUAACUGGUCUCUACGCGAAGAAAUGCUUUGGAAACAAUGAGUACCGGGACUGGAUUCACUCCGAACUUCAGGAAGUUGUGCAAUAUGAGGAGCAGUUUGGAGGGAUAAUUCUUGAUCCAUCACAGCCUCCAGCUUCGCUUCCAAUGGGUGAGAAUAUUCAUAGUGCAGUUCCAAGAUCAGCCGAUCCUGGAUUCUACUUCCCGAUUCGAAACCUCCACACGAUGUCCCCGAAGUACUUGGAAGUUUUAAGGAAGAAGGCACAUUUAGUGAUUCGGAUGCUGGAGCUCAGAAUCGGACAGGAACUUCUCCUCCAGGUUUUCAAUAAACAACUUUCGCUGGCAGCAAACGCGGCUCAGCAGAAAAUCGAUUCUGGUCUAUGGUUCCAGAUGCUGAUCAGCACGAAUGUUUUUACGAAAGCGAUUUUUACCGUUACGGGAAAAGAUAUGGCUGUCUUUAUUGAUAAGUGGGUUAGAACUGGAGGUCAUGCCAAGUUCAGUCUGAGUUUUGUUUUCAACAGAAAGAGGAAUAUGGUUGAGAUAGAGAUUCGGCAAGAUGCGACCCAUCAGAAAGGAGUUAAGAAAUAUGUUGGUCCUCUUGUGGUUAACAUUCAAGAACUUGACGGGCCUUUUAAACACACUUUGCAAAUAGAAGGAACAGUUUCUAAAGCGGACAUCACUUGUCAUAGCAAAAGCCGAAGGAACAAGAGGAGGAAGAUUCCCCUUUGCACUGGGGAAGAGGUUGAAAUGGAUUUAUCAGCGAUGGAUGAUUCUCCGAUUCUGUGGAUCAGGCUAGACCCCGAUAUUACUUUUAUGAGAUCUGUGCAGAUCCAGCAGCCAGAUUAUCAGUGGCAAUACCAACUCAGACACGAAAGGGACGUGCCUGCACAGAUGGAGGCGAUCGUAGCUUUGAAGAAUCACGCGACUCCAGCGACGAGAAUGACUUUGACUGAUACCAUAGAAAACGAGAAUUUCUACUACAAAGUGAGGCUCAGAGCUGCGCACUGUUUAACUAAAGUGGCUAAUUCGAUGGUCUCUACUUGGGCAGGACCUCCGGCAAUGUUGGCGAUCUUUCGGAAAUUGUUCGGUUCUCUUUCUUGCAGGAGAAUCGUUAGGGAGAAUAAUUUCCAGAACUUUCAGCACUAUUUUCUGCAAAAGACUAUUCCUCUCGCGAUGGCUGGUUUGCGAAACUCGCAUGGCAUUUGUCCGCCGGAGGUACUGUCAUUCCUAAUGGAUUUGUUGAAGUAUAACGACAAUAGGAAGAACAGUUAUUCGGACAACUACUACAGGGCUGCGUUGAUUGAAGCCUUGGGAGCGACCCUCACUCCGGUUAUGAGCUUUCAACAAGGAGCUGAAGUCACUGCGGAGUCUCUUUCCCCUGAGAUCACAGCAAUUUUGGAAGAGGUGACGAGGAACUUAAAUAUGGAGAAGUUGCUCCCUUGUUAUAAAAAUACAGUGAGUGUUGCUUGCCUCAAAGUAAUUCGGACUUUACAGAAGCUUGGGCAUGCGCCAAACAAUCCUCAUAUUUUUAGAGCCUAUACGGCUUAUGGACUAUUUUUUGAUCUAAGAAUUGCAGCUUUAGAAGCUUUGGUGGAUUUCACGAGGGCUGAUGGCAAAUGGCAGGAUCUGAUGUUUCUCAUAAACAUUGCGAAGAAUGAUGAACAUCCUCAAGUGAGGCAUCGAUUGGUUCGACUCUUGAUUGAGAAUCCUCCUUUUCAAAGAGCCCGUAAACAUCCUCUGGAUAAGCCCGAGUUGGUUGACACGAUUUGGGACUUGAUUAAUAAUGAACUUUCCCAUGAUGCGAAACUGAGAUGCGACUGGGUCGAUUUUUACUAUGCCUUGUAUGGAUCAAAACGGCCACUUUGUCUUCCGGUGAAGGAACUUGAGAUGCUGAUGAAACCCCAAAAACUUGAAGUGAGUUCUGUAGGGAAUUCGCAGCCUCCUGUUAAAAAAGACGCGUUCGAGGCAGAUAUGAGUCUUAAGAGGAAAGCUUCGCCUGCUAGGGAAGUUCCGGGAUCGUCUGUUUUGGAAAGUCUCAGUGCGAAGAGGAUUAAGGCGGACAAAAAUUCAGGAAACGAAGUGAAAGACAGGUCACAUAUCCAUAGUGAUAAUUCGGCAUCUCUUCCGGGGAUCAUGGGAACACAGGGCCCUGUUGGAUUUGAACCGGGGAUGUUUAAGAAGCAAGAUGAGCAUAAAGGGAAAGGAGAUUCGGGGAGUAAGGGUAAAAAGAAGAAGAAGGACAAGAAAAAACAUAAACAUAAGCACAAACAUCAUAAGCAUGGCGUGGAUAAGGAGAAGAAAGAGAAGGAUAAAAGCAAAGAGAAAGACAAGAGUAAGAAUAAGGAGAUAGAGAAAAUCAAAGAGGAUCGGGUUGAAUUGAAGAUUGUGGAAGACACUCUUAGUUCUGGGAGCUCAAGUCCUAAUAGUCAAGAUACUUCAACUGUAGAUAGUGAAUUCAGUUUUCCCCGUUUAUAAUUCUUUGAGACUUUGCAAGAAUUAUUAUGUAUAUAGAAUUGAAGUAAUAAUAAUGUAAAAAAAUUGCGAUAGGUUGUUUUGAGAUUAUAUGAUUGUACCUAUGUGAUGAUAUAAUUAUAUUUAUUAAGAUUGUGUUCUUCUUAUGUAUUUUAUACUUUUUAUA
This is a messenger RNA of Belonocnema kinseyi, 4172 nucleotides long. Its product is annotated as transcription initiation factor TFIID subunit 2-like. Gene Ontology annotation, molecular function: chromatin binding; transcription cis-regulatory region binding; RNA polymerase II general transcription initiation factor activity. Gene Ontology annotation, cellular component: transcription factor TFIID complex. Gene Ontology annotation, biological process: transcription initiation at RNA polymerase II promoter. Bases 425 to 4009 code for a protein of 1194 amino acids. The record is from RefSeq and is a predicted model, not a curated record. The transcript has 5 exons. NCBI's taxonomy places the organism in Eukaryota, Metazoa, Arthropoda, Insecta, Hymenoptera, Cynipidae.